AUGGAUUCCAGAUCGCCUGAGGACGGGAUGUCGCCCGUGUCCUUCGCCCUGGCACAUCAGCGACCUAAGUCGAGCUUCCAGGGCUGUUCGAGGAUUACGGAUUAUGUUCUGUUGGGAAAGCUGGGUGAGGGCACCUUUGGUGAAGUCCAUCGAGCCCGCUCAAAGAAGACGAAUGCGCUCGUCGCGCUGAAGAAAAUUAUUAUGCACCACGAGAAGGAUGGAUUUCCCAUCACAGCGCUAAGAGAGAUUCGCCUACUCAAGCUCCUCUCCCACAAGAACGUCCUCAGCCUUGAAGAUAUGGCCGUGGAACACUCACAGAGACCAACGGACAAACGCAGGAAACCUAUUAUGUACAUGGUCAUGCCUUACAUGGAUCACGAUUUGUCCGGUCUACUCGACAAUCCCUCUGUACACUUCACUGAGCCGCAGAUCAAGUGCUACAUGGUCCAGCUGCUCGAAGGUCUCCGAUACCUGCACGAGAACCGAAUCCUCCACCGCGACAUGAAGGCUGCCAAUCUUCUCAUCAACAACAAGGGCAUCCUACAAAUCGCCGACUUUGGCCUAGCGAGAUUCUACGAAGGACCCCGGCCCAAACCCGGCCUGGCCAUGGGCGAAGGCAGGAGAGAGUAUACCGGACUUGUAGUUACGCGCUGGUACCGCCCCCCCGAGUUGUUGCUGCACCUGAAGAGGUAUACGACAGCGAUUGACAUUUGGGGAGUUGGCUGUAUCUUCGGUGAGAUGCUCGUCGGUAAACCGAUUCUCACGGGUGAGUCGGAUGGUCACCAGCUAGAGCUCAUCUGGGACCUGGUCGGAUCACCGACCGAGGAGAAUAUGCCCGGUUGGAAGAACCUUCCUGGCGGUGAUGUCUUAUCACCUCGCCCGAGACCGGGUUGUCUUUCUACGCGCUUCAAGGAAUAUGGCGCAGGAGCCGUAUCUCUACUGAAGGAUCUCCUCAAGCUCGACUGGAGGACAAGGGUAAACGCCGUCGAUGCCCUCCAACAUCACUACUUCAAGAUGGCGCCACUUCCCGCGAAUCCAGCCGAUCUACCCAGCUUCGAAGAGAGCCACGAGUUCGACAGGAGGAAAUUCCAGGAUCGCAGGGCCGGGCUGCCACCCGCACCCAAGGGAGGAACGGUCGGCAAAGGUCCCGAAGGCGCCAACGGUGCCACGGCUGGCCUCAAUACUACCGAUAGCUUCGGUAACAGGAAUGGCGUUAACGGCGGUCGGUACGGGAGCACCGGUCCCUCGCGUAACGGUACUGACGACCGACGACCUGCCUGGCAACGAGGCGAACGUGGCCUACCCCCGCGACCACCUCCACCGGAGAAGAAUGGCUGGGACGCUGCCGACAGCGAUCCGUACAGGGAACGUGAUCGACGACCUAGGAGUAGAGGAAACCGUGGUGCCGAUAUCGACACUUAUAUCCCUAGUUACGGUAGUGGUGCUCCCCCUGGCGGCGGUGGCGGUGGUGGCGGACGGCAUAGGGAUGAGUGGUCGCAUCGCGAUGAUCGCCGACGCAGGGACAGUAGGGAUGAUCGGGAUCGAUGGGACCGAGAAAGGGACCGGGAUCGUCGGACGAGGAGCCGAAGCAGGUCUCCCGUUAGGGACAGGGAUGUGUAUUCCCGUCGAUAG
Messenger RNA from Scedosporium apiospermum, 1632 nucleotides. RefSeq lists its product as uncharacterized. Bases 1 to 1632 code for a protein of 543 amino acids. Lineage: Eukaryota; Fungi; Ascomycota; Sordariomycetes; Microascales; Microascaceae. Gene Ontology annotation, molecular function: cyclin-dependent protein serine/threonine kinase activity; ATP binding. Gene Ontology annotation, biological process: protein phosphorylation. The transcript is spliced from 5 exons. Gene Ontology annotation, cellular component: nucleus. The record is from RefSeq and is a predicted model, not a curated record.